AUGGCUCCCUCCCGGCGCGGCGUCGCCUCCGCGCUCGCAAUGGGCGUCCUGUCGUUCGCGGCAUCGCGCGCGGAGCCCGCGCUCGCGUUCGGGAGCGGCAUCCCCGGCUACGACAUCAACGAGAAAGCGCGCUCCGCGAUCCGAGACGCGAACAACAAGGAGCUGGACGAGCAAAAGCGCAUCGCGCGCGAGUUUCGCGAGGCCAAGGCGAGGGAGCGAGAGGCGGCGGCGGCGGCGGCGGCGGCGGCGUCGUCCGCGCCCGCGACGGAGGCGGGGGAAGCGCAGUGA
Micromonas pusilla CCMP1545 is the source of this 288-nucleotide messenger RNA. RefSeq lists its product as uncharacterized. Bases 1 to 288 code for a protein of 95 amino acids. The record is from RefSeq and is a predicted model, not a curated record. The transcript has a single exon. Lineage: Eukaryota; Viridiplantae; Chlorophyta; Mamiellophyceae; Mamiellales; Mamiellaceae.